Messenger RNA from Vigna radiata var. radiata (mung bean), 5275 nucleotides. Its product is annotated as E3 ubiquitin-protein ligase UPL4. NCBI's taxonomy places the organism in Eukaryota, Viridiplantae, Streptophyta, Magnoliopsida, Fabales, Fabaceae. Gene Ontology annotation, biological process: proteasome-mediated ubiquitin-dependent protein catabolic process; protein polyubiquitination. The record is from RefSeq and is a predicted model, not a curated record. Gene Ontology annotation, molecular function: ubiquitin protein ligase activity. The transcript has 19 exons. The coding region runs from base 300 to 4988 and encodes 1562 amino acids.
GCAGAGUAUCUAUUCCAAUUAGCCCUAAUGGUGAUUAAAACCAAUAAUCAUCCACAUAAAUAUUUACACUAUCACCCUUUUGUUGUUAUGUUUUCCAAGUUGCAAGCGUUGGUGUGCAAUCACCCUUCCUUUCCCUGAUUAAACAUUCUCUGAAGAAGUAAACCACAGAGAAAGAGGAAGAAGAAGAAGAAAAUUAAAGUUGCUUUAAAAUUCUCUUAGCAUCGUUCAUCUUGGUGAUACGAAAACUGGGUCUUCGAUAAAGUCGGAGACCGAUUAAGAACUACGACUAGAAUCAAUUAAUGGGAAGUAGAGGCCAAAAGCGUCCUGACAUGGUGGAUGAACUGCCUGCUGAUAAGCGUGCGUGCAGUUCAUUGGAUUUCAGACCAAGUUCUUCAAACUCAUCAGUUCAAACGCACAUGAAUUCAAUAGUGGAGGCACAUGAUCACGACAUGGAUACUUCAUCGUCUGCUUCAGCUUCAAGCCAAUCAGAAGGAGAUCCGGAGAAGGAUUCAACUUAUGGGUCGUGUGAUUCAGAUGACAUGGAUCAGCAGCAUAAUAGCACCCUUUAUGAGUAUCAUAGAAGGAGACUAUCCAGUGAUCAUGGAAAAUUUAAGAAUAUCAUAAGUAGCUUGAGUGAACAGACUGAACCCUCUUGUCAAUUAGCUGUACUCACUGAACUCUGUGAAGUUCUAUCCUUUUGUACAGAGGGUUCACUAUCCAGCAUGACUUCUGACUUGUUAUCACCAUUACUUGUAAAGCUUGCAAAGGAUGAGAAGAACCCAGAUAUCAUGUUGUUUUCUAUAAGGGCCAUAACCUAUAUAUGUGAUUUGUAUCCUAGAUCAGCUGGUUUUCUUGUUCAACAUGAUGCUGUUCCAACCUUAUGUCAAAGAUUAUUUGCUAUUGAGUAUCAAGAUGUAGCUGAACAGUGUCUCCAAGCAUUGGAAAAGAUAUCGAGAGAGCAGCCUCUUGCUUGCUUAGAGGCUGGGGCAAUUAUGGCCGUUCUCAGUUAUAUUGACUUCUUCUCAACAAGCAUCCAGAGAGUAGCUCUUUCUACUGUGGUGAACAUAUGCAAGAAGCUUCCUUCUGAAAACCCUUCACUUUUUAUGGAGGCUGUUCCUAUAUUAUGUAAUCUUCUUCAGUACGAGGAUAGGCAGCUUGUCGAAAAUGUUGCUACAUGCUUAAUAAAAAUUGUAGAACGAGUUGGGCAGUCCUCAGAAAUGUUGGAUGAGCUUUGUAAGCAUGGGCUGAUUCAACAGGUCACGCAUCUUUUAAGUUCAAAUGGUCAGACUGCCCUAUCUCAAUUAAUUUACAAUGGAUUGAUAGGAUUACUGGUCAAACUUUCAUCUGGAUCACUUGUAGCCUUCAGGAUUUUAUAUGAACUCAAUAUAAGCAGCAUAUUUAGAGAAAUAUUAUCUACAUUUGACCUCUCAUAUGGAGUAUCAACGUCACAGCUCGUUGGUGGACACUGUAAUCGGGUAUAUGAAGCACUCAAACUGCUAAAUGAACUUCUCCCUGAUCGGGCUAAAGAUCAGAAUGAUCAACUGGUGCUAGAAAAAGAAUCCUUUCUAGAUAAUCACUCAGAUCUCCUGCAAAGGCUUGGAAUCGAUUUGUUCCCCAUGUUAAUCCAGGUGUUCAAUUCUGGUGCAAGUUUAUUUGUUUGCCACGCAUGUCUGUCUGUUAUGUACAAGAUAGUCAGUUCAAGCAAAUCUGAGGUGCUUGUUGAAUUGCUAAAAAAUGCCAAUAUUUCAAGUUUUUUGGCUGGAGUUUUCACUAGAAAGGAUCACCACAUGCUAAUGUUAGCAUUACAAAUUGCUGAGAUUAUCCUUCACAAUUUUUCAGAUAAUUUCUUAAAGUUGUUUAUAAAGGAAGGAGUCUUUUUUGCCAUUGAUGCACUACUAACACCGGAAAGAUCUUCAAAAUUGAUGUACCCGGUGUUUAGUGGCAUUCAACUGUCAUCAAACUCUAGUCAAAAGUCUGCCUCAAGAGAGACCAUCAAGUGUUUAUGUUAUGCAUUUUCAACUGGCCAAUCUCCUACAUCAUCAGAAGCCAAAAGUUGCAAACUUGAUAAAGAUUCUGUUUAUAAUCUAGCAGAGCAUAUAAAGACAAAAUAUUUAGCUCCAGAAUUAUUUGAUUCUGAGAAAGGAUUGACUGAUAUUUUACAAAAUCUUAGAGCACUGUCUAAUGAUUUGUUGAGCAUGUCUACUGACAAUGGUGCUCUUGGUGUGGUUGAGGAGAAGAUCAAUAAUAUAUUGUAUCAGAUUAUGGACAAGCUUACUGGCAAGGAACAAGUUUCUACUUUUGAAUUUAUUGAAAGUGGAGUUGUGAAAUCACUUGUUAGUUAUUUAUCUCUGGGUCAGCAUACGAGAGAAAAAAAAGGGGUACAGGGUGUCUGUAAUUAUAAUGCUGUCAUAGAAAAACGAUUUGAGGCUUUAGCUUGUGUCUGUGCUUCUCAGCAUCUCUCUGGUGAAAUACCCAUUUCUAUAUUAAUCAGGAACUUGCAAACUGCACUAACUUCAUUGGAAGCUUUCCCUAUUAUUCUGAGCAGUGGAUCGAAACUCAGAAAUUCAUUUGCUACUGUUCCUAAUAGGUGUUCCAUUCCUUACCCUUGUCUGAAAGUACGAUUUGCAAGGGGGGAGGGAGAGACUUUCCUGAGCGACUACAUUGAGGAUUUUCAUACUGUUGAUCCUUUUUCUUGUAUGCAUUCUAUUGAAGCAUAUCUAAGGCCAAAGGUCAGUCCAAAAAGCACAGAGCAUUAUAAAUCAUCAUCCAUCCAAGCAGUGUUGCAACCUGAAAGUCCUCCAAUUCAAUCACCAUCACAUGCAAUUUCAGUCUCAGUUGAAAUUCCUGUUACUUUGGGACCUGUUGACAUGAUGACAGAUUUCCCUGAUAUACAGAAGGAUCAACCGAAGCUGACACAACUCAUAACUGAUCAAGUAGUCAUCAUGAAUGCAGGGGAAUCCUCCUCCUCUAGAACUCAGGGUUAUGCCGUACAAGAACUGCAAAUGAAUGCAGAACCAUGCCCAAAACUAGAAAAACAGGAUCCUUCAUUUUGUAGCAACGAAGCUGCUCAAAAGCUUGUCUUUUACAUCGAAGGACAACGUCUGGAUCAAAAAUUGACUUUAUAUCAGGCAAUUCUUGGCCAUAUAGUAAAACAAAAUGAUUCCUUUUCCAGUGCAAAACUGUGGAGUCAUGUGCAUACAAUAACCUACAGAAGGGCUGUAGAAUCUGAGGACAUAAUACCUCCACAAUAUCACUUCUCACCUCAGGAUAUCUCUGAUGAUAAAGUUUUAGCUCAUUAUCAGCAUACUCCAUUUUUCUCAGAUAUAUUCUCUUGUGAACUUGUUUCUGAUCUGGAGAAGUCAAGUCCAACUUAUGAUAUUUUGUUUCUUCUUAAAUGCUUGGAAAGAAUGAACAGACUUACAUUUCACCUUUUGUCUCGUGAAAGGAUUUGGGCUUUUGCCAAAGGGAAAGUGGACGACUUGGAUAGCCUAAAAAUAACUGUUCCUUCUGUCCCACAAAAUGAGUUUGUAAGCAGUAAAUUGACAGAGAAGCUAGAGCAACAGAUGAGGGACUCUUUGGCUGUCUCCGUUGGUGGUAUGCCAUUGUGGUGUAGUCAAUUAAUGGCUUCAUGUCCUUUCUUAUUUAGUUUCGAGGCAAGAUGCAAGUACUUCAAAUUGAAAGCAUUUGGUCAGCCACAAGUUCAACCUCACUUGUCUCACAAUGGGUCGGGAGCAGUGAUUGAUAGACGAUUGGGCCCUGGGGGAUUGCCAAAAAAGAAAUUUUUGGUUCAUCGCGACCGGAUUUUGGAAUCUGCUGCAAAAAUGAUGGAGCUGCAUGCUUGUCACAAAGUUGUUCUUGAAGUGGAAUAUGAUGAAGAAGUGGGCACUGGUCUUGGACCAACCUUGGAAUUUUAUACCUUAGUGUGCCAUGAGUUCCAGAAAUAUGGCUUGGGCAUGUGGAGAGAAGAUGUUUCUUCGUUAAUCCUCAAGUCAAAUUUGCAGGCUGAGGAAAUAAAAAUUCAUUCUUUUUAUGGACUCUUUCCUCGUCCGUGGUUAACAAUGCAAGAUACAUCUGGUGACAUACAGUUCACUGACGUAGCACAGAAAUUUUUCCUUCUAGGCCAAGUUGUUGCUAAGGCACUUCAAGAUGGGAGGAUCUUAGAUCUCCACUUCUCCAAAGCUUUCUAUAAACUUAUUCUUGGAAAGGAACUUUCUCUUUACGACAUACUAUCCUUUGAUCCUGGGCUUGGUAGCGUGCUGCAAGAGUUUCAAGCACUAGUUAUAAGGAAAAGUAUUAUGGAAUCUGUCAAUGGAGAGAAUUCUGAGUUGCAAUAUGGAAAAAGCUUUCGAGAUACUAGUAUUGAAGAUCUCUGUCUUGAUUUUACCCUUCCUGGGUAUCCUGAUAUUGUACUUGCUUCAGGGGCUCAUCAUUCCAUGGUAAAUAUGAGAAAUCUAGAGGAUUAUGUUUCACUUAUUGUCGAUGCAACUGUGAGGUCUGGAAUUUCAAGACAGGUGGAAGCUUUUAAAUCUGGCUUUAACCAGGUUUUCUCCAUUGAACAUCUUCAGAUUUUCAAUGAAGAAGAAGUUGAGCGAAUGCUUUGUGGAGAGUAUGACUCUUGGGCAUGUGCCUUGUUAAAACAGAUCAACGAGCUUGGAGAUAACAUUAAGUUUGACCACGGGUACACUGCUAGCAGUCCUCCCAUUGUUAAUUUGUUGGAGAUUGUCCGGGAGUUUGAUCAUGAACAGUGGCGAGCAUUUCUGCAGUUUGUGACUGGUGCACCUCGACUUCCUCCAGGAGGGUUGGCAUCUCUGAAUCCAAAGUUAACUAUUGUCCGGAAGCAUUGUAACAACCGGGCAGACACAGAUCUACCAAGCGUGAUGACUUGUGCUAAUUAUCUCAAACUACCUCCGUACUCAUCAAAAGAGAGAAUGAAAGAAAAGCUGUUGUAUGCCAUAACAGAGGGUCAAGGAUCUUUCCACCUUUCGUAAUUUCACUAUGUUGAAUUGUCCGUAUUUGAGCUAUGGAAAUGUAAUUAUUAGGGUAGUUGUGUAGAUAAGGGUGCUGGCAGUGGUAGAUGAAGGUGCUGUUUUCACUGACUACAAUUGUUGGGGGUGUGUACAUAGCAUGCUGAUAGUUUAGUUCAUUGACUGGUAUCAGCUGUACAGAAACUGAGGACACUUUCAAGGGUCACGCAUGAUAUUUGAUGUACAGUAUUUGUACAGGAACCUUAAUCAUUAAUAUUUUAGUCUAUUACAUGCAGAAUGAUGUUAGUUCU